Messenger RNA from Penicillium nucicola, 1326 nucleotides. RefSeq lists its product as uncharacterized. The coding region runs from base 1 to 1326 and encodes 441 amino acids. The transcript has a single exon. The record is from RefSeq and is a predicted model, not a curated record. Lineage: Eukaryota; Fungi; Ascomycota; Eurotiomycetes; Eurotiales; Aspergillaceae.
AUGUCUGACCCCCAUGUCAGUCAUCUAGAGUUGCUGAAAGACUCUUUGAGUGUAUCCCAAACCGCAUCACGGACAGGUAAAGAUAGGUGCCUGGCGCGUCCGACGGGAUCCCAAUUCCUUAAUCAGGAGGAGCUAUAUGAGAGUAUUGAGCUUCUUUUGGGGCUCGACAUCCAACAGAAUACAGGGCAUAGCCAAGGCUUCGAGUCUUCAUCGGGAGGCAUGCCUUCAUAUCGCCCGUGUAGUGAGCCAGGUAGGCCCGGGCCAACUCUUGGCCUGAACGAAAUUAGACAUACGUCAGUCGGACCCCAUUUUGAUGGAAAAUUAGUGACUACAUUACAAGACGCUGCGUCUUUAGGUGACCUUUUUGAUUUAGCUACGCGCAAUGGGGUUCAGCUGGAGAAUAUCUCCUCAGGCCUCAGCUUGAUCCGAUCUGUCCUACAGCGGUCACAUCCGGAGCAAUUCGAAUUGCGAGAAAUGGGCUUGCCUGUGACACCAGCAGGAAGGGUACUUCGGCCUGGAUCACAGGGCUAUUUCCUACAUCUAGUGUCACCUUUCCGAGAAAGGCCUCUUUGUUUGAGCGCUCAAGACUAUUGUGAUCACUACGAAUACGAGAUCCUCACGUGCGCAUAUAUAACGGGAGCUAUUCUGACACAAUGUGAAGCAGCGGCACUUUCAUUAGAUGAGACGCGGUGGUCAGUGUUAAAGUUGGCCCUAGACAACUACCAAGACCCCCGAUGGAACGUCAUGCAUCGAGCCUUCUGGCGAGUCUGGACCUUUUGCAGACUUUUCGGCUCUGGCAAAGGACGCGAGGAAGAUUGGCAAGGCCAACAAGCCUGGCUUGAAGGACAUACCAUCCAUAGCAACAACGGAUUUGGCACUAACACUCAGCCUGGGAGCCUUCAAAGCGAGGUUCUCGACAAUCCUCCGGAGUUCUUUGCCACUGGUAACCCAGGAGGGCUCACGUCGGAGGAAUUAAAGGAUAUGAUGUUCAUCUGGCGCUGUCUCCGAUGGCUGUUACGAAUCCGACUGUACAGAGACACACUGCCACAAACUCCACGGCGAGACCAAGCGCAGGGCAGCGUGAAGCUGAGUGAGAAGACUGCGAACACCGACUGGCAGAUCACAGAUACUUUGGUUGAUUCGCUGUUGAGCCUUGGACUAGCCGCUACCAGACAUCUCUUGUCCACUCGUGGAGAACAUCCCCUGCAAGUUGCCCACAAUCUACAAUGGACUUCACGGCCCAUCAUCUUUAGGCGAGAAAGGGGUCACGCAUUCCUACUAGAAGCUUGCCAGAGGAAACUUCUGGAAACAAAGGAACGUGGAUAA